Molecule: messenger RNA, 2371 nt
Organism: Momordica charantia (bitter melon)
Lineage: Eukaryota; Viridiplantae; Streptophyta; Magnoliopsida; Cucurbitales; Cucurbitaceae
Product: ATP-dependent 6-phosphofructokinase 6
Biological process (GO): glycolytic process; fructose 6-phosphate metabolic process
Molecular function (GO): 6-phosphofructokinase activity; ATP binding
Source: RefSeq, a predicted model, not a curated record
UGCAUAGAAUCUAACCACAAUGUUAARGGAGUAUAACAUCCUCUAUGAAGUUUUUCAGAAAGGKCUAUUAAAACUCUUCCAAAUAGCUAGCUAUAUUCCAAAAUUAUAUUAAUCGUGACUAUUUAUUUUUUUCCAACCUCCAAUCUUUAAGGAGGUUGUUAAGUCAACCCAUCCAUCUCUUCUCUUCCUCUUCUUCCUCCUGCUAAAACCGUGAAGAGUGGGUGGCUAAAUCACAGGCUGCACGAGCCAUGGGGAGGAGAUUCAAGAAUAUUCCUUUUCAAUCCAUUUCUGACUUUUCUUCUUCUUUUUGAUCAUUUUCUUGCUCGCCAAACUUCCACAAGCCACAAUAAUACUUUUUUAUUUACUUAUUUUCAAAUUCAAUUGAUCCGUUCUUCCCAUAAGUCGCCACCACCUGACGUCGCCGCCGAUCAGCCCCACCACCGUGGUUGGUUUUCAAAUAUGCCAUCUCUUCUUCCUUCCUCUUCAACCACCUGCAACUUCCAUGGAUUCUUCCGUUUCUAGCUUCUCUUCUUCCUCCACUUCCUUCGACUUCAAUUUCUCUGCUCCGGGCCCCGAUCACCACCGCCGCUUUCAGAACGGCGAAUCAUCUCCGUCAUCGGCAAUGGAUCAUAACGGUAGAGAUGCUCCCGGCGACUUUCGUUAUGUUCUGGAAGAUGUUCCUCACUUGACUGAUUAUCUCCCUGACCUCCCUGCAUAUCCAAAUCCUUUACAAGAUAAUCCUGCUUAUUCUGUGGUUAAGCAAUAUUUUGUCGAUGUGGAUGAUGCCGUUGCUCAAAGUGUAAGUAAUCUAUGUUUGAACUCCAAAGUUCUAGAUGGAAUCGUUCUGAAUUUUGUAGGAUUUUGUUCAAAACAGGUUGUUGUUCAUAAGAACACCCCAAGAGGGACACAUUUUCGACGCACUGGACCUCGUCAAAAGGUAUUUUUUGAAUCUGACGAAGUUCAUGCAUGUAUAGUAACUUGUGGUGGUUUGUGUCCGGGCCUUAAUACAGUGAUCAGAGAAAUAGUAUGUGGGUUAUACCACAUGUAUGGUGUCCACAAAGUUGUUGGRAUCGAGGGAGGGUAUAAAGGGUUCUAUGCUAGGAAUACAAUUUCAUUAACACCAAAGUCUGUGAACAACAUCCAUAAACGUGGUGGCACAAUUCUUGGGACAUCAAGAGGUGGUCACAAUACCACCAAGAUUGUUGAUAGCAUCCAGCACAGGGGAAUCAAUCAGGUUUAUAUACUUGGAGGGGAUGGAACUCAGAAAGGGGCUGCUGCAAUUUUCGAGGAAAUUAGAAGGCGUGGCCUCAAAGUUGCAGUAGCUGGAAUUCCAAAGACAAUUGAUAACGAUAUUCCAGUAAUAGACAAGUCAUUUGGGUUCGAUACCGCUGUUGAAGAAGCUCAACGUGCCAUUAAUGCAGCCCAUGUUGAAUCAGAAAGUAAUGAGAACUGUAUAGGUUUAGUCAAGUUGAUGGGUCGCAAUAGUGGUUUCAUAGCAAUGUAUGCGACUCUAGCUAGUAGAGACGUUGAUUGCUGCUUGAUACCAGAGUCACCCUUUUAUCUAGAAGGAGAGGGUGGACUUUUUGAAUAUAUCGAGCAUUGCCUAAAAGAACAAGGGCACAUGGUUAUAGUAAUAGCAGAAGGUGCAGGACAAGAACUUAUUUCCAAAAGCAUGCAUAACAUGGAUAACCAAGACGCUUCUGGAAAUAAGCUACACCAAGAUGUCGGUUUGUGGAUAUCCCAGCGUAUCAAAGACUACUUCAAAGAAAUGAGGAAGAUUGCAAUAGAUCUCAAAUACAUAGAUCCUACUUAUAUGAUCCGUGCAGUUCCUAGUAUUGCAUCAGACAACAUCUUCUGCAGCCUUCUUGCUCAAAGCGCCAUUCAUGGCGCGAUGGCAGGAUACACUGGCUUCACAGUAGGCCCGGUGAAUGGGCGACAUGCUUACAUACCAUUUCAUCGAAUAAUUGAACGACAAAACAAAGUAGUGAUAACCGAUAGAAUGUGGGCAAGACUAUUGUCUUCCACCAACCAACCAAGUUUCUUGCACCCUAAACAUGUCAGUGGUGAGCAGAAUGGCACAAAUCCACAUAUCCAUUUGGUAAGUAGUUCUAUAAAUGAGAACAAUGCAGAGAUGUUAAAAUAAUCAAGUGAAGGCAUUAACUCACACAAGCCAACUAAACCUGCAUAACUAGUAUUUGGGGAUCACUAUUUUAUUUGCAAUUUCCUUGAUCCUCGUACCUCUAAUUACUUUAUUUCUUCGAACUUUAACAACUGUACCUCCCAGAGAUGAACUCAUUUAUUCUACACUUUGAGCUUGGUAUCAUAUCUAACCAUCCAUCAGCCAAAUUUUUCGGAAUGCCGAGAUGAAAAA